This is a messenger RNA of Salvia hispanica, 1219 nucleotides long. Its product is annotated as Peroxidase superfamily protein. Lineage: Eukaryota; Viridiplantae; Streptophyta; Magnoliopsida; Lamiales; Lamiaceae. The record is from RefSeq and is a predicted model, not a curated record. Gene Ontology annotation, biological process: response to oxidative stress; hydrogen peroxide catabolic process. Gene Ontology annotation, molecular function: heme binding; peroxidase activity.
UUUUCUCAUUAUAAUCAAGCAAUGGACCAACUUAAUCUCUUAUGCGUAAUCUUCAUCUUGUUUGGUCAUGGCCUCAUCCAUGCUCGACCCGCGGAUUAUGGCUAUGGUGGUGGGUACGACAAACCUACAGACGGCCCCCUCAGCUUCGACUUCUACGACAAAUCAUGUCCCAAUUUGGGAAGGAUAGUUGGGUGGGGCGUUUGGGCAGCAUUCAAGAAUGACACAAGAAUAGCGGCCUCUCUCCUUCGUCUCCACUUCCACGAUUGUUUCGUUGAUGGAUGUGAAGGCUCAGUGCUUCUUGAUGACACUAAAGAUUUCAAGGGAGAGAAGAAUGCUUUCCCUAACCGGAAUUCGGCUAGAGGUUUUGAACUCAUCGACAACAUAAAGGCGGAUGUCGAAAAAGCUUGCCCUUCAGUCGUGUCGUGUGUCGAUAUAUUAGCUAUCGCGGCUAGAGAAGCUGUUGUUUUGUCGGGUGGCCCGUUUUGGUCCGUUGCUCUAGGGAGGCUGGAUGGGCUUACAGCAAGUGAGAAAUCAGCAAAUGAGCAGUUGCCUUCACCAUUUGAGCCUCUUGUAAACAUCACUGCAAAAUUUGUGGCAAAGGGACUUGAUGCCAAGGACAUGGUAGUGCUAUCAGGUGCUCACACAAUUGGAUUUGCUCAAUGCUUCACAUUCAAGAGGAGACUAUUCAACUUCAAAGGUUCCGGCAAAGCUGAUCCAUCUCUUGACACUCCAUUUCUCUCCAAUCUGCAAACAUCUUGCCCUAAUUCGGACGCAUCGAACUCCAAACUCGUCCCUCUCGACGCCCAAACCAUAGCCAGAUUCGACAACAAUUAUUACAAGAACAUUGUCAACAACUCCGGCCUCCUUGAGUCCGACACAGCGCUCAUCACAGACCCUAAAACUGCAGCCAUGGUCAAGGCCUACAGCGCCGAUCCUUACCUCUUUGCGAAGGAUUUUGCCGCCUCCAUGAUGAAGCUCGGAAAGAUCGGUGUUCUAACCGGACAGGCUGGACAAGUUAGGAAGAAAUGUGGCUUGCUCAACUAGUUUUAUUAGAUCCAAUUAAAUAAUAUGGUUAUUGCAUGCAUCCAUGUGUGUGUAGUGAAAUAGGAUUCUGUUUAUUUUCUAUGUUAGUUUUGUGAGAAAACUAACAUGGCAUUGUGCAUGUGAGUUAAUGUAUAUAAAUAAUCAAAGCUACCAAGGAAUAUAGUUGCAUACAUAU